AUGGAUCCGUCUUCGCCUGAGUUCCAGGAGGCCCAGCAUCGGGCCAUUGAGUUCUACGACGCCGAGCACGGUCUGUCGAACGAGGAGCGUCAGGAACUGGAGAGCUUUUUCCGCAGGUCCAUGGCCGCAGUCACCACUUGUUCCACCUUGGGCCUGUUGAUCGGCGGGGGGCUACCGAUUCUGUUCCGGAGAGGGAAAAAAAUCAACGCAGUGUCUGUUGGUUGGGGAGGAGUGCUGGGCAGCAUGGUGUCUACCUGGGGAGUCGCUCCGUCGCUGUAUCAGCGCGAGGUUGGGCUCGCCAAAGACAAGUACGGCUCCGAGUCCAGAAUCUACAACGUGAUCCAACACACACCCCAUGGAGUGUUCCGCAGCCUAUUUUGGGCUUCCUACUUCCGCGAGACUAUCAAACAUCCCGAACACAAAAUCAAGGACCCCCGCACGGUUGACCCGCGGUUCCAGCCCGUUGUAGACGACAACACGGCCUGGGCUAAAGUGAGAAAGGAGGAACACGACGAAAACCCACCAUCUUCCGCCAAUUCCGCCCAGACACCUUCGUCGCUCUUCGACAUCGACCCGUCGCUGCCUGACAAACAGACGCCUGCACCAGCACCAACCUCGGCGUGGGAAAGAGUCCGCGAGUCCAACAGCAAGUGA
Molecule: messenger RNA, 654 nt
Organism: Ogataea philodendri
Lineage: Eukaryota; Fungi; Ascomycota; Pichiomycetes; Pichiales; Pichiaceae
Exons: 1
Coding region: 1-654 (217 amino acids)
Source: RefSeq, a predicted model, not a curated record